Messenger RNA from Stegodyphus dumicola, 6586 nucleotides. RefSeq lists its product as uncharacterized. Gene Ontology annotation, molecular function: actin filament binding. The record is from RefSeq and is a predicted model, not a curated record. Gene Ontology annotation, biological process: actin filament organization. Gene Ontology annotation, cellular component: apical plasma membrane; apical junction complex; adherens junction. Lineage: Eukaryota; Metazoa; Arthropoda; Arachnida; Araneae; Eresidae.
UGAGCUACACUUUUCGCUUUAUUCGGUUCUUCCUCAGUUUUACUGUUUCCGUUCUUUCAUAGGCGUUUUAUUUUAUACAUGACGGAGUCACGUUCGUUUUGUAUUCAGAUUGAUUUAAAAUUUUGCAUGAAUCAAAUCUCAGCACAGAUGAGAGUUCAGUGUCUGACUGUUUGACGCUUCACGUCUGGAGGUCGUGAAGAUGGGAAGGUUGGAAUGGAAUACACGUCACCGUCCUCUAAGUUUCAGUCACCAGGAAGUGACGUCAGAAUGCUCGAAAAACCAUCGCCAACUCCGCCAUAGCUACAGUCAAAGGGAAGUGUCCCGUCAUUCUCGUCAAGCUAGUGUCGAAUCUCUUACAAGUUCCUCGGUGGAUCUGAAAAAGCAACUCGCUACCAGUGUGGAAUCGGUGAGUGCGUGGACUAAUAACAAUCCUACGGUCACGAAAUCCACACCUCAUCUUGCGCAGGGGCGCACUCAGCGGCACUCCACUUCUUCUGGCAGUUUACUGCAGUCCGACCUGGAUGAAUCUGCGGCUGGCAGCAUGGUAACGAGGAGGUUUAAGAAAGGAUCGGUUUAUGAUGCUCUUGCAUCAACAAGUGGGCUUGAUUUCUCCCCUGUAGUGCAGCUUAAAACAUACAAUACUCGGAGAGAUGAAGCCAGUCCUUUAAUGCAAGUUCCCAAACCACCCGAUAAGCUAAGAGAAAAAACAUCUAAACUGCAGCUUAAUAGCAGCCCUUCUAGCGACAGCAGUGCCUUGUUCUUUAAAGAUAAACCUUUGCAUGAAUCUCAUGAUACGCUUCUUAGCUCCUUAAAUGUAAAACCGUCCCAAAGUCCCAAGGAAAAUAAAAGAGAUCUUCCACCGCCUCCUCCUCCUACUACUUCCAAAUUAGAUGGAACUGAUGCUGCGAAGUGUAUUGCUGCACAUGAAAAAUAUCCUUCUUGGCCUGUUACUGCUCCAACAACAUCUUCCGUUACAUAUAGGUCACAUUCAUGGACUGGACAAACUGAUUAUCCCAAAGAAAAAAUAGCAUAUUCAAGACCGAAGAAAGCUCAUCAAUAUAAAAUCUCCACAAACCAACUGCAGCCUGUUUUAGAAAGAGCUCCGGACUAUAACUCGAAUAAAAAUAACUCUGAUUGUUUGCAGCAAUCAGAAAUGAGGAAUAAUGCUGAUAGUUAUCAUUUGCCAUAUCCUACAUGUAACAGUUCUGCAGGAGACUGCAAUGGUAAACAGUUUGAUUUUGAAGCCUUUCACACUCCUUGUAUUCCGCAUUGUUACGAGGAUAAAAAUGAUUAUAGAAUACACUCUCCGCCAGAACGUGAUAUUUCACCUGCUGCUUCUUCCUCAGCUAAAUCACCAAAUGAAAUGCCCGUAGCCGACUCGAAUGGUUUCCUUAGUAGAUAUGAAGAUGUUUUGCGUCACCAAGCUCAAUAUUCAGUUCCUCUUUCUUCAGCUUGGAGCAAACAGGGACGAAUUCCCGAAAAUAAACAUUCUUCAGCAGCUCCUGAUACACCCUUUUUAGAUCGGCUUAGACUCGAAAAUUCAUGGCAGAUGCCUCCCCCUCCAGUACCUAUACAUCCUGCAGCUGUGCCUCAAAUACAACACCAAGCACCCCCGGGAAAUGAUUUUGAACUUUCCAGUGAAAACGGAACUUGGAUGGGAAGCAUGGAAAGCAGUAGUCAUGGUCGAGGAAUCCCCAAGUGGCAAGGAUCAUAUAGUGAUUUAAGUACCCUCAGUACUCAGUUAUCUAACCGUAGCUCUCUCUUUGACAGUGGUCAUUCUACUAUGCCUGAGAGUGGUCGUUUAUCUCCACAGUCUUCAUGUGAUAGCACUGCUCCAAGUUUAUUGUUAGAAGGUGCAACCCGUGCUGAGGUCGUUGCCAGGCACGGUUGCCAUAGAGAAAUUGUAGCCCACAGUGCUCGAGUUCAGCAGCCUGAGCGGCAUGGAUCAGAGAGUGUUUUGUAUUAUGCUACGGGAUCCCCUACGAGGCCAAACAGUGAUGCCAAAGUGCCUUCUAAAAAUAUGGAUAUCGUUGCUUGUGGAAGUCAAAUGUCUGCAGAAGAAGCGAUGUAUCGUAGCCAUGCUUCUUUAACACUUUCUCCAUCCUUAUCAAAAUCAAACCUACAUGAAGUGCCUGAAUCUUCAAGUAAAUCGAACAAGUGUCCUUCCCGACAGGAUUCAAGAAAAAGUUCGAACUCAUUUUCGUCAGAGGAUUCUUACCCGCGAUCUCGAUGUCCUGAAGGAGAUGAUACUUCGGGCUCAUCAUCGGAUGUCAGUAACAUUACAUGCAUAACUAAUUACAAAAGUUCAGCCAAAUCGAAAAGCUUAGAAAAAACUUCUCCUCUCCGUGAGAUUUUGAAAUCAAAAGAUAUAGAUUCCCCUUUCUCUAAAUACAAAUAUGGAUAUGAACCUUCGAAGUCUAAAAGUAUGGAUGAAACUACACGGAAAUUCGUCUUCCCUGAAGCUGAUAAAAGGCAACGGGUGUCUGAUCCGGAAUUAAAAGCCAUCCAAAAACAAGCUGUAAUGUCGUUCUACCAAAGAAUGUCUCUUGCUGAAUCUAUAAAAUCUGACCAGAAAUUACCUAUAAAUACCGCAGGAUCCGAUAUUGAACCUCCUCCGCCAUAUGAGUCUUCAUCAUCAUCAAGUAGGCUAAAAAUGUCUGUGCCUAAAUUGUCGUUUCCUAAAAACCUCAACAAACAGCCACAACCGAAGAAUUCAAACCAAAUGUCACCUCAGGCUCUUGAAAUGCUUCCUAAAUCAUCUGAUUCCGGGCUUUUAAAUAGCCAUAGCAAAUCCGUUCCUAAUUUGGUGAUGCUUAAAGGUCAAAGUUUGGAUUUGCCACCUAGUCACCCAAUAUUCAAACAGACAUAUAAUGGACAAUCAUGGGUAUGUGAAAAUAAUCAAAACCUUCAUAAAAAGAGAGGAUCACCUCUAGCGAAGGACGAAAUAAUAUCUUGGGAUCAGCUUCCAAACGUUUUGGAAAAGAAAAGAGAAGCAUUCGAGAAAGCUGCGCCCUCUAGUGAGAGUAAAGAUCCCCCUGAAGAUAAUGGAGGUUGUUCCAGUGGGAUGCACUAUUUGAAGCCUCACAGGUCUCCGCGUAAAGUGCAACUCAAAGAAGUGCAUCAUUCCAAUGAGACUGCAUCUGUCAAAGUGAUGACUCCGGAUGGCGUGACAUUGGUCCAAACAAAUGAACGAAAAGAGGAGAAAACGACGUCGAAAGGCCCGCCCCACAAACGGCGCCCUGCUCCGCCGCCGCCCCCUAAGCAGCCACCUAAAAGGCCGCCACCUCCUCCCCCUCCUGUCACUCCACCUCCACCUCAGGUGGUAGUGGUAAUGGAUGGGGCUGAAAACGACAACUCUGAGAAAUUUGGAGAGCUCAGGAUUGAUGUGAAACCACCAUCUCUGCAGCUUCUCUCAUCGGCUUCGAGCCCUCAGCUACUACAUAGUUAUGGGUCAUCUUCUCUGUCUCCUCCUUCGUCUUGUUGUGAUGACACUGGCUGUCCUUCCAGUCCCGAGUUACCGUUACCGCCGCCGCCUUCUGCCGACGGUAGCGACAUUGUGAUGACGUGUGAUGAACCUCUUCCGCCACCGCCAGAUCCUCGAGAUGUGGACGUGCAACCUAGAAUUCUCGAUAGCUCGUCACUAAUAUAUCCCAAGAAUUCCUACAUGUCAUAUAGAAGUGAAAGGAAGCUUGGAAGACAAGGAUUUGAUGGAAAAUAUCGUCGAUCGUUUCAUACGUCUGCUUCAUCAGUGGAUCUAACAACUUUAGGUACAAGUUUUCAGGAUGGAAAGAUUGGAUUUUCCCCUAGUAGCUGGGAGCAGAUACAUAAUAUACGACAGCAUGGUACCACAGUUAUAUUUCACUCUGAUUGUCUGAACCAUAACAAUCGUCUUCAGCGAAGCAGUUCUCAAGAUUGCAUCCUUGCCGAGGAAACAUCUCACAAUGGAACAGAUAACAUAUCAAAUGGCAGCUUAGAAGUGUCAGAAAAUAAUCAGUCAUCAACCAGUAUUAGCACACAGUGUUCUGAAAGCAAAGAUAUUCAGUUACAAUCAGUGCCAUACCGUUCACCUAGUCACGAGAGAAUCAAUAUUGAAGUCCAAAACUCUUUUUCAGAUACUCAGCAUAAUAUGUGCUCCACCAAAGUGAAGUCAUCUAAAUCAAAAUGCACUGAUAAUACUUUAACAAACUCUGAAAGUGGUAAUAAAGAUCAGUCAUCUCUAGACAAUAGUAUUUUUCAAGAUAACAGUUUUGUAGACAGUGAAAGUGAUACAACAUUAAAUGUUGAUCAUAACCAAAAUGCUGUGCAUAAAAAUGAAGAAUCAAAUUCCAAAGUUGUAAAUGGAAAUGAUCUAAUUAACAGAAUCAAUAGUGCCACUCAAACCACAGAUACUCCCAGGCUACAUCGUAAGUUGUGUAAAACAAAGGAAGAAUUGGAAUGUGAACGGUUGUCAAUGGAUUUUAUUCACCAUUAUGGAGAUGUUACCCUAAAGAACUUACUAGUUCCUGCUCCUAAUCAUAAAACAAUGUCUGAUUAUAUGGAAGGAUUAUUAAAUUUGGAACUAGAAAAUGGUGGUUAUCCUGCUCGUCGAUGUAAGUCUGCAGCAAGCUCCACACGAACUGAAAAUGGUCAAAAGGAUGAAAAACUGUCAAAUAAUGAGAAAAGCAACUCCUUAUUUGAAUCUAAGCGAAUGAUUAAUCAUUGUUUGGAAAUGAAUGACAAUCAGAAUGUAUCUAAUGAAUCUGAGCUAAGAAAGAAAAAGGAACAAUUAAUCUUAAGCAUUUCAAAGAAAGUUGAAACUCUUAGAAGUGAGCAAACAAAUGUUCGAGCUGAAAUGCUUCAAAAUGAAUUACUAGGUGAGGAUAUUGCUAAUCGUUUGCAGGCAUUAGCCAAACCAAAUGAGCUCGAAAAAUAUUCCCUUCAUGUUGAAGAAAUGGAGAAAAUAGUUAACCUAUUGCUUUCCCUUUCUGGACGACUGGCUCGAGCAGAAAAUAUUUUGAAAAGCAUGCCAAAGGACAGCAGUUCUGAUGAAAAGAGAAUUUUGGAAGCUAAAAGAGAUAAACUGCUAGAGCAACAUGAAGAUGCCCGCAGAUUAAAAGAAAGUAUUGACAGACGUAGCAGCCAAGUUUCUACAUUCCUUCAUCGAUAUUUAUCAGAUGAUGAAUAUGCUAAUUAUGAUCGUUUUAUAAAGAUGAAAACUAAACUUAUUGUUGAUAAUCGUGAAUUAGAUGAGAAAAUCAAUUUAGGUGAAGAACAGUUGGCUGCACUUAGUGUCGUAGCUCAUCUUUGGAAAAGUGCCAACUCGUAAAAUUAGUUCUUUUUUGUUUAGCUUUUAAACUGAAGUGAUAGAUGAGUAUUGGAUGAUUAUGGAAUCCAAAUUAUGAAUCUCCUAUUGCUUGGCGGCAAUGUCUGCUGUAAUCAGGCCAGCCAAACAAUAGUGAUGAUGUAUUUAUGUAUGAUGCUGUGAAAAAUCUUCAAGGCUGCAUAGAACUUUUAAAGAAUUAAAUUUAUUAAUAUACCUUUUCUCAGUUGAGUAGUAUUUUUUUUUUGGCUUUAUAAUGUAUCCAUGUUUUAAAAAUGAAAUAGAAAUUAUCAUUUAUUUUUUAAACCUUAUUUACUCUUUCUAUAUUCUGUGUAAAUUAUACUAAACAUUAACAUUUUCAAAAUAUCUUCAAAAAUUAAAAGUGCUGUGAAGCUAAGAAUAUUGUUACAGCAUCGUGCUCUCAGAAUUGUGCCAUUUGAAGAUAUGAGCUACACAUGUUAGGAUUGGCUGUGCCAUUUCUGUCAUUACAAAAAUGACAUGUACAUAAAAACUGAUAUACAUAUUAUAUAUAUAUACAUACAUAUAUAUAUAUAUAUUUGUGAAUGAUGAAUCUCGGCUGAUUGUGCAUUUAUGCUGGACAAUACAUAUAUUUACCCACCCUGCUUUUGUGCUUGUUAAAAAUUAUUACCGGUGAUGCAGAAAAUGGUAGUUUCCAGUUGUGUAAUUUUUAAAAAUGUGAUCGAUUUUUGCUAAUUUUUCAUUUUCAAUGUUUCACUAAAUAUGUUGACAACUGUCAUCUGUGUUUGGGGAUAUUGUGUGUAAAAAAUCCUUCCCCAUUGAUUGAGUGCAGCUUAUGUGCUUAUGUCAUCUUAUUAUCUAUUUUAGCACAGCUUUUUAAAUUUUGUUUUUCAAAUAACUGACAUAAGCUGUUUGGUAGAAGUAUUUUCAAACAUGCAUGCAUCAUUAGCUUUGGUGAAUAAUAAAUCUAGUUAUAUAUUUUAAUGCAAAUUAUUUUAAAAUUGGAAUUGUGUCUUAAGUUCUGAUGUAACAUAUAGAGAAAUGAAUUUGUGUAUUCUCUAUAAAUUCAAUAAAUUUAUAAGCAUUCUAAAAAUAUUCCAGUACUGUAAACUUUUUGUAAAAGUAAUGCUGAAAUGUAAGGUUGGGUUUGUCAUAAAAUUACUAUAGUAUUUUCUUAAAGAAAUGCAGUAUACUUUAUUUGACAAAAAAAAUGGAAGAUUAAAAUCACUUAGUUGCUUUUUUGUAUUGUAUUGUUUUAUGCUGCAUUAGGAUUGUUCCAAGCAAUAAAUGUACAUAUUCAUAAACUGA